Molecule: messenger RNA, 1236 nt
Organism: Rotaria socialis
Lineage: Eukaryota; Metazoa; Rotifera; Eurotatoria; Philodinida; Philodinidae
Source: the annotation of a GenBank genome assembly
AUGGAAGAACAGGCAGUUUUACCUUUUCCUUCGACAACGAACAGUAGUACAAAAACAAUUGUUGUCGAACAAGAACCAAUUAGUCAAAAAAAAUUAAGUUUUUCAAUUGAUAGCAUUCUUGACAAACAACAGCAACAGCAACAGCAACAGCAACAACAGCAGCAGCAACAACAACCAUUGUUCAAUUGUAGUAAUUUUAAAAUCAAGCGUCAUCAUCAUUCAACACCAAUAGGUAAUCAUUAUCGAUCAUCAAAUAAAAACGGCAACAAUAAUGAUUCAGGUAUACAUUUAUUAUUAAUCGAUGGUAAUAAUAAUAAACGAAAACACAGUGGAUCUUUAUCAUCUGAUGAACAUUCAUCAUCACCAGCGGGAAAUAAACAUAUUCGUUUAACGAAUACCGACGAUGAUGAUGGCAGUAGUAAUUGUUCAGGUAUAUCAACAAGUGAUGUUGACGAUGAUGAUAUUGGUAGUGGCUCAGAAGAUAACGAUACAAGUCAUCAACAUAUAAAUAAUAAUCGUAAUAAUAGAUAUUCACAUACAAAUGGAGGAAUAAAUCAACACGGUAGUAGUAGUCAUGAAUUACAUGAAAUAAUGCAUCGGAAAAAGAAGACGCGUACGGUUUUUUCUCGCACGCAAAUAUUUCAAUUGGAAACAACAUUUGAUCGAAAACGAUAUUUAUCAAGUGCUGAUCGAGCAAAUUUAGCACAAGGACUUCGACUUACUGAACAACAAGUUAAAAUUUGGUUUCAAAAUCGGCGAAAUAAACUUAAACGUCAAAUAGUUGAAGCAAGUCAAUCGAUGAGCUCAGCUGUUGCUUGCGCAGCAUCUUUACAAGCACCACCCCCACCACCACCUCUUCCACCAACAACAUCGUCAUCCUCAUCAUCGAAUAAUUCAAUGAUUAAACGUCCACUACCCAUGUCUAUACCAUUACCCAGUGAUUUCUCUUCGGCAUCAUCGUCGUCCACAUCUCCACUAUCUAUUUCAUCGAAAAAUCCACAACAUCGUUUUGAUGCAGCAUCAUUUCUUCAUUCGAACUUUUAUGAAUUGGCUGCUGUUGCUGCUGCACACGCAGCCGCACAAGCAGCUGCUUUUCAUAACAAUACAAAUAAUAAAUCAUUAAUGGCACAAAAUAGUGUCAUUGAACAUUCUGAGCAAAAUUCAUCAGCAACAGCAAAUUCUUAUUCAACUUUUCAAGAUUUUGCUAAUGCUCUUGCAACUCAAGCGGCUGUUUGA